Molecule: messenger RNA, 4873 nt
Organism: Schistocerca americana (American grasshopper)
Lineage: Eukaryota; Metazoa; Arthropoda; Insecta; Orthoptera; Acrididae
Product: protein yellow-like
Exons: 1
Coding region: 218-1585 (455 amino acids)
Cellular component (GO): extracellular region
Source: RefSeq, a predicted model, not a curated record
UCGAGAGAUUAGGCAGUCACGCUUCGGGAUACUUCGGACUGCGCCGUGUGGGUCCGCGUGACGCGUCGUAUCGCCACCGGGUAUAUAGAGAGGGGUCGCGCACAGGCGGGGUUUGCUCCAGUCCCUCCGCGACCGUUCUGUGAGCGUGCGCGCACGCGUGCGAACCCAAUCGACUAGAGCUGCCGCUCCGUCCGCGCGUCGAAGUCUCCGUAGCACCAUGCGGUGUUUGGCGCUGCUGCUGCCGUUCCUCUGCGUCGCCGCGGCGCAGAGGCCCGAGCUGAACGAGUUCAAAGAGGUGUACAUGUGGAACCAGUUCGACUUUAAGUGGCCGGACGAGUCGGCGAGGCUGCGCGCGCUGUCGGAUGCGCGCUUCCAGCCCGUCAACUGCGCGCUGUCGGGCAUCCGCGCGUGGCGCGACCGGCUGUACGUAACGGUGCCGCGGCUGCUGCCGGGCGUGCCGGCCACGCUCGCCUCGCUGCCGGCCGCCGCGCCGCCGGCCGCCUACUCUCCGCCGCUCGACCCCUUCCCGUCCUGGGACAUGCAGGCCGUCGGCAACUGCACCGCGCUGCAGUACGUGCAGAGCGUCGAGAUCGACGCCGCCGGCAGGAUGUGGGUGCCCGACUCGGGCCGCGUCAACACGCAGUCGGGCAACGCGGACGCGCGCUGCCCGCCCAAGCUGCUCGUCAUUGACGUGGAGAGCGGGCGCGUGCAGCGCACCGUCCAGUUCGAGCCCGGCCUGCUCGCCCCGGACUCGCUGCUCGCCGACGUCGUGGUCGGCGACGACGACGUAGCGUACGUGAGCGACGCGAGCCCGAGCGACCCGGGCAUCGUGGUGGUGAGCGCGCGCGACAGCCGCGCCUGGAAGGUGCGCGACCGCACCAUGCGCGCCGACAGCACCUUCGUGCAGGUGGGCCAGCGCCGCACCGAGCUGCGCCACAACGUGUUCGCGCUGGCGCUGUCGCCGCGGCCGCGCGCCGGUCCCCGCCGCCUCUUCUACUCGCCGCUCAGCAGCUACGACCUGUUCUCGCUGCCCGCGGAUGCGCUGGCCGCGCCCGGCGUCGCCGUCUCGGCGCUCGUCAGGAACCACGGCCGCAUGCAGUCGCCGGUGCAGGCGGCGGCGGCCGACUGGCACGGCAACCUCUACCUGGGCUACCUGCAGCAGGACGCCGUCGCGCGCUGGGACAGUUCGCAGCCGCUGGCGCAGGCCCGCCUGCUCACGCAGGACCCGGAGCGCCUGCAGUGGAUCUCGUCGCUGGCCGUAGACGCCGACCGCAACCUCUGGGUCGUCAGCAACCGGCUGCAGAACUUCAUGGCCGGCACCGUCAACCAGCAGACGCCCAACUACCGCGUCAUCCGCGCCUUCGUCGAUGCAAAGUCGUACUUGUACAGCGACGACGCGUGGACGCCGCAGCAGGGCAGCGCCUUCACCGUGCCCGGAGCAGCCGCCACCACCCGCAGCAGCACCAGUAGCUUCGUCACCACCACUACAGUGCCGCUGCACGCAGACGGCGGGGCUUCCGCUCCGGCCGUCACGGUGCUACUCUACUCGUUACUGCUGUUACCGAUGCUAGUCGUUCUAGCCUGAGGUGCUCAGUAAUAACUGUGAAGUAAAAAUCACCGAGCACUCGUACUUAGUCGCGCCGCACGACGCUCGCUACAAGCGAGAACACUCUUAUUAGAGUGUGGCACUCGACCAACAUUUUCAAAAUUCGCUGUACUUCUUUCGUGGUAACCGUAGUCUCUGUUCUUCGCAAAACUGAGACAGUGAAAUAAAUGGAAAACUUAAUAAACGAGCCCCCUCUACUGCCAAUGGACACUUUGAAGCACAGAUCCACGUAAAGGCUUCAUCGAGUUGUCAAAGGACCUUCAUUUCUAUGCCAGCACACUAGAAAAGCGAAUCUACAAAUUUUUCCAAUUUCUGAGUUAAACAACAUUACACUGAAGUAACUCCAUAUCAUCGUUGACAACUGUCUGUGAUCGUACAAUAGUGUAAACAACUUGUAGGAUAGGGAAAUAUUUUUUAAACCUUUGCCUACAAAAUGCAUCGGUACAAUUCUUCUUUCAAAAUUUUGGGCACGUGACAGAUGUGAGUUGUGUAUUUUAUGGCAUAUUAUUUCGUUAUUUUCUUCAGAAAAUUCUGCAGAUGGUCUGAGAGAUGUUCUAUGUAUUUGGAUCCGAUGUCGGAUACAUUACGACAGAUAUCAUCCAUAAUCGAGCUUCUGGUUUUUUCACGUGACAAGAAGCUCCUUCCAUAAGAGACUUAACCCCUGGUGAUGGAGCUGUGCCUUGAAAUGCACAUUGGCGUAGUAAAAACGCCGUUGAUAACCCUGUAGACGGACUUAAGUACCAAGUUUUCCAUUUGUAAAAGAAGACAGGCAUUUAGCUAGCAGUGACAUGUCUGUGCUGGCCACUUUUACAUUCUACAGCGACACUUUGAGUGUGUCUAAUUUCACCGUCAAAUUGUUUAAAGAUAACAAAACCACUUUACAUUGUCAGAAGACUGGCUGUGAGGUGGAUUUGUGGAAGGAAGGAGGCUGAAUCUGUCAGUAUGUGGAAAGUGAGAGUUCACCAGCAAAAGGCAGUCAUCUGGCACAGAAUCUGUUAUCACUUGGACAGAAAAAUACCACAAAAUUAAUACAGAACAGACUUAUUUCCUCCUCCUCCACGUUACGCUGUUCAGUAACAGAAAUACUUGACAAUUACCUUGAAUGUAACAUCAUCAGCAUAAGAAUUAAAAUGGGUUUUGGUAUUCCCAAUAGUAUUACAGGGCAGCAUUGUCCGCUGUAUCAUUCCUCCCAUUCAGCUGCCUCUUUAGCUUCAGUGCACACGUGUGCGCGCGUGUGUGUGUGUGUGUGUGUGUGUGUGUGUGUGUGUGUGUGAGUGAGUGAGAGAGAGAGAGAGAGAGAGAGAGAGUGUGCAUAUUAUUUCGUUAUUUUCUUCAGAAAAUUCUGCAGAUGGUCUGAGAGAUGUUCUAUGUAUUUGGAAGCUAUCAGCUACUUGUGUUAUCUGUAAAAAUACUGUGUCCACUUUGUAAAUAUGUAUUUGUGUAUGUACUGAUCCACUGAGCAAGUAAUAAUAUAGAAUUCAUAAGAACUGUGAUCCAAAUGAUAAAUGACUGGAUGUUGUGUGGUGUGUGAGUCCUUGUUAAAUGAAACUGUUUGCUGUUCAUGAAAUCUGUUCCACUUUCAACAAAGGGAGGCAGGCUAUAUGACAUCAGAGGUAGAAAAUCAGUCUGAACACAUCUUAUAGUUAAGCAUAUAACUUCAGAUUCUCAGCUAAAACUCGUAUCAAAUUAAACAUAUUUACAGCUUCAGUUUUGCACUCAGUUUAAUAGCAGUUUUAUCUUUUCAUUUGAGUGGUAAAAUAUUUGUCAUAGAUUGUGUUCUAUAACUGUAAUAUUAUAAAAUCUCUGACAAAUGAGGUAGCUAUAUAUUCAUAACUGCUAAGGUUUGUAUGAAAUAAACUGCAUUACUCAUUAGUGACACAUAACUUUGUGAAAUCAUUGAGCACACAUCCAGAAAUUUAAUGUUACCUAAAACUAACUCUAAACACUGUGUGUACGUAUGUGAAACUGUUUAUAAUGUAUACUUUGACCUCGUGAUAAUGGCUAUAAUAAAAUUUAUCUUCACAAUUAUUAGUUUCCAUUGUGUAAUUUACUUAACAUAGUUUUGGUUUUGCUUUCAGAGAACCCAUUUACAAUAUUUUCAAAUGUUCGAGAGUCGCUUUCAUCCACAGCAAAUUAUAAUCUUUGGUUGUGUGGCAUUCACAUCAUGCUUAUGUCAUAGAUAUUUAUCAUUCUUUCAGUAUGCAGUUCCAUUUCUGAACUCAAUCUCCAAAUAGUGCAAAAAUGGCAAAAUUCUGGCCUUUUUUGUCUCAUGUAUUAUAAUAGCACAUUCUGUUUAUACUUUCGAGAGAGAGAAGAGGGAAUCAACCUUUACCUUGAACCAGAAAAUUUGCUAACCAUGCUGAGUGGUAAAAUACUCUCAUAAGGCUGGGAUAUAGUUCUCAACAUCUAUGAAGCAUUAUCAAAUUCUUGGUGAAGUGUUAAUCUAGCUCUAAAUGUGUGACUGUGAUAUAUCUUAAUGUGUCAGGUAUAUUGCAUAUAUGAUUUAAUCAAAUAUUACUGGAAAAAUUUAAUUAAAAUGUUUCUGUCAACCAGUCAUUAAGAAAUCACCUACUCUGUUUCUGCCAGAGAAAACAUUACAUUCAAUAGUUGAAAACUAUUAAAAGUAUCACUUUAGAUUCAGCAAGUCAAUUUAGAUUUCUUGAGAUAUGCAACAACCAAUUCCAUAAGGAGAAUGAAGAAUUAUUUCCUUUUCUUUUAUAUAUGAAGAGUGUCACAUUUCAGUGGUUUCUUCAUUUCUUCUCCUGGCAGUGUUUCAUUAAAUUGAACCAAACAAAUUAUACAACAAAAAUCAAAAUAAACACAUGCAAACAUAAAGUGAUCUGUCAUAUGCAAAAGAAUAGGGAAGCACUGAUUUUGGUUGUCUAUGCAUCAUACCAAAGAAUAGAAAUAGUAUUCAUCAUCUUCUUCAGUCAAAUGGCUCUGACUCAAAUGAGUUCAUUACAAAGAUGGACAAUUCCAUUUUUCAUUAAGUUUAGAUGUUAACUGAUUCCAGUAGUACUUUUCAAGUCAAAGCUAAUCAUAAACUUCUCAAGUUUCAAAAAUGGACAAAAUUUGGGCAUCUCCAUUAUAUUUCAGCUUCAUAUCAGGCCAACAUCAGCAGCAGCCAAUAAAAUGACAGGAUCACCUUUCUGGCAUUCCCAUACUGCUACGCAUAUCCAGUUUGGCGGAACCGCUUAUGUUGUAAGAUUUUGUAUUUUCAGUUGUAUCUUACAUUACAAUUUAACAUAAUAAAGUGCAAUUACAGAA